Nymphaea colorata (pocket water lily) is the source of this 762-nucleotide messenger RNA. RefSeq lists its product as uncharacterized. The transcript is spliced from 2 exons. The coding region runs from base 1 to 762 and encodes 253 amino acids. Lineage: Eukaryota; Viridiplantae; Streptophyta; Magnoliopsida; Nymphaeales; Nymphaeaceae. The record is from RefSeq and is a predicted model, not a curated record.
AUGAGCCCGCCCUGCCGUGGAGGCUGCUACGUAGCCGCAGGGUACGACGAGACGGCGAGCUUCGCCGGGAGUAUUUGGUGGAGUGGGACGGUCGCGAGGGAGGUCCCACUUGGGAGGACGCCAACGGGGGAUGGAUCUGAUACGGGCCAUCCCUCGGCGUCCACGAAGAGGGCCACAGCCGGCCACGCCAGGGCGCCGGGCCGUGCGCAGCCCACAGGCGGAGCAGGCCACGCGCCAGGAGGACGAGGUAGAGACCCCGAGUCAGCUCAGAGGGAGGUUACAGUUUGUGGCGGAGAGCUUGACGUCGCUCAGGAGCAGCCGCGGGAAGCUAGUCUCGCGGCCCAACAAAGGACGCGGAAGACAGGGCAGGACGCGCCGAGAGGCUUGGCCUCCAUCGCCCGGGCAGGGGCGCAGACAGGGGGUGCCGAGGAUGGCGAGACCGCCGAGCAGUAUCCGGCCGAGCUGCGGCCAGAGGCAGACGAGACAGGUGGCAGCGGCGCUGGCUACUGCCCAGUCGACCCACAGCCACCGCCGAGCGACGCCAGAGCGCCCGGCGGGCUGGCCGACGGGCCCGCGGGCGACGCAUCAGGCAGCACGGCCACAGGCGGACGAGCGGGCGCAGCAGCGCCCGGCCGAGGGCGCUCGGCAGCGGCAGCGCCCGGCCGAGAGGGCCGGGCCGAGAUAGGCAAACAGGCGGCCAGAGAGAGCUCAGCGGGACACGCGUGUCCCUUUGACGGGACACGCCCACCUUGUGACGCCUGA